Exaiptasia diaphana is the source of this 2019-nucleotide messenger RNA. RefSeq lists its product as uncharacterized. Gene Ontology annotation, biological process: snRNA transcription by RNA polymerase III; snRNA transcription by RNA polymerase II; positive regulation of transcription by RNA polymerase III. The record is from RefSeq and is a predicted model, not a curated record. Gene Ontology annotation, cellular component: transcription elongation factor complex. Lineage: Eukaryota; Metazoa; Cnidaria; Anthozoa; Actiniaria; Aiptasiidae.
GGAUGUAAUUGUCGAUGAUAAAGAGAAGAUUGCUUCACAAGAUUCGUUUUUAACGCAGGGAGAUUACGACACCUUUUCUCUUCAGGCGGAUCUCUCGCAAUAUCUACAAAACUUUGUCCCUAAUGAUCUCCAGCAGCAUAGAACAGAAGGACAACAAAAACAAUUUGAAUUGGAAAACAGCAAGCAAAACCGUCAAGAUGAAAAAGUUGUUCUGGAAAAAUUGAACAGAUCAGCUCAAAGUGCCACURGUGUUAACAUACAAUAUCCAMGGCUUUCUUACAUAUCGUUAGAAGAGCAAAAAGCUUUGGUGGAGAAGUAUGAGAAAGAAUUAAACGGAAUAGAUGAAAGUUGGGAAUGUAACAGCCAUAUAAGUUCCAUAAAGGAAUUAAAGGCAAGAGUUUUUUCAGAACAGCAAGAGUUUCAACAUUUUGCUUACCAGCAUGYCCGCAACAAUAUAGAUAUCCUUAAUGGUAUACCUGAAGAUGUCAAGAAAUACUUUCAGGCCAGUCAGUUACUUAAGACUAGACAGAUUAAAGACCACAUGGAACAGUUCUACAACCUACAACAGACUAUUGGACUUUCAGUUGGAGCACAUUUCAGAAAUAAUUCUUGGUUGGAAUUUCAAGAAAUCCUAUUACAAACGGGAGAUGUUCCAAAAAUUGAGAAACCAACAGAAAGAUUUCAUAUUUCCUUUGAUGACAUGGUAAAGACGGUCUCACAGGAUACUGGCACAAAUGAUCACCUUCCGCUUCAUAAAGACCCAGCUGCUUUAAGUUUAGCUCGAGAGCAUACAGCACAUUUUGUAACUACCUCAAGCAGUUUGACAACUUUGUUUGAUAAUGAACAACAAGAACAAGCAUGGAACAUACCAGUAUUUGUACUUCAGCCAGGUGAAGAAAUCAAGGGCACCGAUGUUAACAAUAAAAAAAUCGUUUUUCUUGAGAAACCUUUGCCUAAAACAGACUACACACCACAGCAAGUUAUGSGCAGCGUUUACAAAAGAGCUUUGAUUAAACAUUUGAAAACAGGCGAAGAAAAACAAACAAAAAACUUCGUUUACUCCAAGUGGAAAUUUGGAAAAUUUACUGUACUUCUCCGUAGUAAGUUGGAUGCUUACAUAACUGACGACAAAACUCACCACCAAACCUUUCUUUCKGUUGUUGCAAAGCCAGAAUACUUCUCGUUCUUUGGUUAUGAAAGGUUUUCGGYUAACGAAACRGCGAAAUGGUGGUUGAAAUCGUUGAUUAGACCAAACACAUUGGUUCUAUGUGCUCGAAUUGAUACUAAAAGUCAUGACGUUCUGAGGAUGGACGAGUUGAACCCAGCUGACAUUUUAACGUGUGGAUCUGGCUUCAACCCAGGUCAAAGAAUGAAAACGAUUUAUCAAGUACUAUGUAUAUUGAGUGAAGUUCCUUGUGAUCCGUAUGUUCUGUCACACCAAAGUGGAUCUCYUCAUUGUUGCUUGUACAGAAAAGCUAUGCAAAGUGUUACUGCAAAGAAGCCAGAUAUCGACCUGUAUGGAAGAUGCAAUCGACCAACCUCAAUAAGAGCCUUCAAUACAAGUAAUGUCACAUGGUCUGGUCUUGAUACUGAGAUAUUUCUAACCCACCAUAUAARACAAAAACUAAUUCCCGCCACAUUUCCUGCUGUACCACACUCGGUACUUCAAAACAUCAGCAAAAAAACAGAAAUUCAGUGGAAUCAGAACAUUUCUCGCUGUCAAAAAAAGAAAAAGAAGAAGAAGAAGAAAGCGAGGCAGCAAAGACAAUCGACUAAUUACYACAACRUCCCACCAGCCAUCAGUCAAGRCAGCACUCCAGCUGCCAUUAGUCGGUCGCAAAGGAGAAAUCGUUCUCGUCGUUAUCACGACUUCGAUGCCAUGAACUAARAAUUCAGUUAUUAAAUUAUAUCAUGAUGCGGUUGAAAAUUAAAUCAAUAAAACAGUAACGAAAGCCUUUCUGCUUCUCUACUUCAUAGUAACAUGUCUUAAUCGGCCUGGGUAGCAUUAGCUUUUGUUCU